Eruca vesicaria subsp. sativa (arugula) is the source of this 261-nucleotide messenger RNA. NCBI's taxonomy places the organism in Eukaryota, Viridiplantae, Streptophyta, Magnoliopsida, Brassicales, Brassicaceae. The record is from the annotation of a GenBank genome assembly.
AUGGAAAGGAAUCUCAUUUAUUGGAAUCAUGUAGUGAAUAUGGGUUUUGGUGAAGAUCAAGGAGGCAGAGGAGAAGACUAUGGGAGGUAUCUUACUUCCAAGUUCCAUCUACAGCUCAAUAGAAACCUCAAGGAGGUGAAGUCGUUGCUGUCGGUGAAGGGGGAAUUAUUGGGAAGAACAAAGUUGAUAUCACUGUCCCUACUAGAGCACAAAUCAUUUACUCCAAGUAAUCUGGAACUGAGGUGGAGUUCAACAAUGUGA